AUGACAAAUUUCAAGAUCCAGAUUAUCUCCGACAGCGUCUGUCCGUGGUGCUACGUCGGCUACCGGCGCCUCUCGCGCGCAAUCAGCAUCCACAAAACCAGCAACCCAUCCGACACCUUCACACUAAACUGGCGCGCGUUCUACCUCAACCCGCACUCACCCCCAUACCCGGGCCGCAACAAGCAAGAGAUGUACGCGGAGAAGUUCGGCGAAGAGCGGUGCAAGGCCAUGUUCUCGCGCCUAGCAGCGGCGGGCGAGAGCGACGGGAUCAAGUUCAAGUUUGGCGGGAAUACGGGAUCGACCCGGGAUUCGCAUCGGGUUAUCUGGUAUGCUGGUGAAGAGGAGGCGAAAGCCACGGCUGCGGCUGCAGAGAACGACAGUGCUACCACUACUACUGCUGCUGCUGCUGCUGCUAGUACGGCCGUGGGAGGGCUGCAAACGCGGGUAGUGGAGAAUUUGUUCCGGGCUUACUUUGAGGAGGAGAAGAAUAUUACUGAUGCGGAGGUUUUGGUUGAGGCGGCGGUUCGGGCGGGGUUGGAUGGAGGGGAGGUGAGUAAGUUGCUUGAGACGGGGGUUGGGGCAGAGCAGGUUGAUGCGGAGGCGUUUGCGGCGUCGAGGAGGUUGGUUUCGGGGGUUCCGCAUUUUACGGUGCAAGGGAAGUAUUUGGUUGAAGGGGCUGAUGAGCCGGAGACGUUUUUGGAGGUGUUUGAACGGGUGAAGCUUGAUGAGUAG
Penicillium verhagenii is the source of this 732-nucleotide messenger RNA. RefSeq names its product DsbA family oxidoreductase. The transcript is spliced from 2 exons. The record is from RefSeq and is a predicted model, not a curated record. Lineage: Eukaryota; Fungi; Ascomycota; Eurotiomycetes; Eurotiales; Aspergillaceae. Gene Ontology annotation, molecular function: oxidoreductase activity. The coding region runs from base 1 to 732 and encodes 243 amino acids.